Molecule: messenger RNA, 2695 nt
Organism: Wyeomyia smithii (pitcher-plant mosquito)
Lineage: Eukaryota; Metazoa; Arthropoda; Insecta; Diptera; Culicidae
Gene: Lnpk
Product: endoplasmic reticulum junction formation protein lunapark-A
Exons: 7
Coding region: 587-1846 (419 amino acids)
Biological process (GO): endoplasmic reticulum tubular network organization
Cellular component (GO): endoplasmic reticulum tubular network
Source: RefSeq, a predicted model, not a curated record
CGAAUAGUUGUAUUGUCAGAUUCAGUUCCCAGUUAACGGGUUUUCAGUUUUUCUGAAGAUAAAUCAAUUUAUACUUUAUUAAGUUCAAGAAUAUCGCCUGGCAUCUCUGGGCACAACGAAGAACGAAGCGAAAAGAAAUAACGUAUCAGAAAGGUAAAACUGAACAAAUCACCAUCAAAACACGAAUAUCACCGUCUGUCUGUACCGUGACCGUAGGCAGAUACCGAGUUUAAUACCAUCUUUGUAUUCCUGUUAUGAAUCGCGCUCGAUAAGAAGUAAACGGACGCGAACCAAUUCAAGUGGAAAUAAAUGAAAGGAACAUUGGUGUUGUACGUUUGGGAACAGAAGCUUGUUGCGUGAUCAGCUUCUACUCUGUAGUAAAGCAAAAGGAUGCCCUGCCAUAACCUUUAGAAGACACAAAAAUCAAAGGGCGUGAAAGCUGCGGCCGCCGGAAAAAAAGUUGCUGAGUGUAGGAUUAAUUAUACAUAUUCGCCGCAAAACAAGUAAUACUCUACGCUUCACCUCCUCAGCAAUAUUAUUCAAUCAAGUUUGGCCAAAACCUACUGGAAAGUUAUUCAUUACCACCAUGGGCGCAAUCAUCUCCAGAUUCCGGAAAGAGAAAACGACCUAUGAGGUACUGGAAAACUUGGAGGAAAAAAUAAAAGACAUCGAAGCGUACACAAUCAGUACCCAGGCUCGGCAGAAACGCUUUGUAGGGAAUUUCCUAGUUAUAUCCAUCGGGUUAUACGUGAUAGCCUUCAUAGUGUUCUAUUUCGCUUUUUUUCCUCCGACAUGGAAAGAACGGAUCAUCCACUCACUUCCGCUAUUGAUCUGUCCCAUGAUCAUUACGCUGAUCAAAAAAAGCUUAGCAUGGUUUUUUGAACGGAAGGUUAUAAUAAACACGAACGAGUUAAAGGAACUUCGAGCGGAAAAGAAAAAAAUUCUGGAAAAAGUUAUGGAUAAGGAAACGUAUAAAGUGGCAGUGGAUAUUCUGAACAAGUUUGGUGAUCGAUCUCAUAAAGCGCAGACGCAAUCGCUGAGUGCCCUGUCACCCCCGAAAGUAAUACAACAACAGCCAAUGACUCCCAAAGCUCCAUCUACUAUAGCAAGAGCCCCAGGGUUAAUGCCUCAGUCAGCACCAAGACCACAAAUGACCCCGAUUGGAGCACGCCAAAUGCCGGUAACGCCAAUCGGAUUCAACAUUAGGCCGGCCACUCCGAUGUCAAUACCACAGCAAGCUAGUUUCAUUCAGAGACCCGUCGCAAUGGGUCAACAAACGAUGGCGUAUCGGCGAACGCCAUAUCCCAUCAUCAACCAAAACGAAAAGGGAAUGAUAGAAAAGAUGGUCGAUUAUUUAGUAGGUGAUGGUCCUAACAGUCGAUUUGCGAUGAUCUGCAGAGAGUGUCUAAUGCAUAAUGGAAUGGCCCUCCAGGAGGAAUAUGAGUAUGCUGCUUUCCGGUGUGCCUUCUGCGGUGCAUUCAACGCUGCCAAAAAACAACGACCCGCGGCUCCGCGACUUCCGUUUGAGCAGGCUCAAAUUGAUAAGUUGGCAGAGCAACAGCGUAGGUCUAGUGAAUCCGUGUCCGAAUCGGAACCAUCUACUGCCGAAGACGGUAACUCGGUAGAGGCGGCAGCAACUGCUCCUGAACCGGCUGAGGAUGAGACUGAAUCACCGUCGUCAGAGGAAGUUUUUGAAACAGAAAAUCCGCCAGAAUCACAAACUUUAUUAGCAUCGUCACAAGAACCAGAACAAGAAGCUACGGAAGUCAGCAGCAAUGCUGAAACUUUGACUAGCAGUGAAGCUCCCACGCCAAUAGCAGCGGAAACAGUUGUGAAUGCGGAUUGAAAAUUGCGCUCCAAUGCGCCGCCACUGGCUCUUGAAUUUGUUAGAUGGAUUUUUUAUGAGACAAUUGCAACAAAACUCGAAGCUUCUUGCAUGAUUUUGUGCUUUAGUGAUCGCGGUGAAACUGCUGAUUUUAAUAUGGCAAGCAAAAUCUUGGCUAAUGGAGUUGAAAGCUGGCUCCGAAAACAAAUGGCUUCUGCUUGCGAACAUUGUUACGAAUAAUAGCAACGUUCUUGGGUAAGAGAGUAUAGUUUUGAGCUUUUUUUUUUGUUUCAAAAUAGCACAUUCAAUUUCAUAAGUUUUACAUACACUGAUGUUUAAUUGUAAUAGUUCAUAGCAAUAACUUUUUCCAAUAGUACUCGCAUUAAAUAUAUUCCCAAAUGUUUCAAUUUAAAAAUCCAUCAUUAAUUACCCUAAAUGUUCAAGCAUAUUAGAUUUCAUUAACUAUUAUUCAAAGAGUUGGAACUACUUGCGAUUUAUGGAGGACCCAGCAUUUACAACGACAGUCGAAUAGCUGGCAAAACCAGUGGAAAAAACGCGACUUCAAAACAAGGAAUUAUUGUAAUCAAGCAUUUGUGGAUAUUUAUAAUUUGCUUAGUUGGAUUAGUUUUAGAGCAUAGUUCUGAAAAGUCUUGAACAGUAAUACAGGAUUGGGCAAAUAAUUUUAAAUAUUACGGACAGACGAACGAAAGACUAACUUUGUUGGAUGCGAGACAUAACCGUAUUGACCUUUUGAAAAUGAGUGUUUAUAAUUUAUGUACAUUUGUUAAUCUUUUUAUAAGAAACCAUUAAAAGCAGCGGAACAACAAUGAUAAUAAAAAUAGCUUGUUGUUAGUUGCAUAUUUUCUAGAA